AAGCUAGUCUCUUUGACAACGAGGUGCUGCUGAGUAGAACUAGGUACCUUUCCGCACGUCUACCGACGACCAGCACAAUGCCGCGGGUCUACAUUGGACGUUUGAGUUAUCACGUCCGUGAAAAGGACAUUCAGAGGUUUUUCAGUGGAUAUGGAAAGCUUUUGGAAAUCGAUCUGAAAAAUGGGUAUGGCUUUGUUGAGUUCGAUGAUAAUCGCGACGCGGACGACGCGGUGUAUGAGCUCAAUGGAAAGGAGCUCUGUGGCGAGCGUGUUGUUGUUGAACAUGCUCGCGGACCUCGGCGUGAUCGCGAUUCAUACGGUGGGGGUUAUGGGGGUGGCGGUCGCAGUAGUGGUUACAGCAGCAGGAGCCGCAGUGGUCGGGAUAAGUACGGACCUCCUGUUCGUACCGAAUAUAGGCUCAUUGUGGAAAACUUGUCAAGCCGCUGCAGUUGGCAAGACCUUAAAGACUUCAUGCGCCAGGCAGGAGAGGUCACCUAUGCUGACGCACAUAAGGAGCGCACCAACGAGGGGGUGAUCGAGUUCCGCUCGCACUCGGACUUGAGGCGCGCGCUGGACAAACUCGACGGCACCGACAUCAACGGCAGAAAAAUCCGCCUGGUCGAAGACAAACCCCGUCGCCGCCGCUCCUACUCUGGCAGUCGUUCACGGUCCCGCAGUCGCCGUCGCUCUCGUAGCAGGAGUCGCAGAAGCAGCCGCUCACGAAGCCGCUCCAAAUCCCGCUCCAGGUCCCGUUCCAGGAGGAGGCGUUCACGCUCUCGCUCUGGCCGCAAAUCUCGCUCCAGGUCGGGCGGGCGCAAGUCGCGGUCCAAGUCGGCCACGCGCAAGUCCAGCUCCCGGAAGUCCCGCUCCAGGUCCCGAACCCGGAAGUCCCGCAGCCGCUCGGCCAGCGGCAAGUCCCGCUCGCGCUCCGACAACCGCAAGUCUCGGUCAAAGAGCCGCUCCAAGGUGAAGUCGGAGAGGGACUCGCGCAGCCGCUCCAACGAGAAGCAGGCGGUGGCCAAGUCCCGCAGCCGCUCCGCCAGCCCCAUCAAGAACGGCAAGGAAGACGGCGCCAAGUCUGCCUCCAGGUCUCCCUCACCCGCCGCCGACAAGAGCCACUCAAAGUCUCCGGCUCGCCGCUCAGCCUCUCGCUCCAAGUCCCGCACCCCGGCUCGCUCAAAGUCCCCUUCACGCUCUCGCUCCCGCUCUCGAUCCCACUCUCGUUCCAGAUCUGCAUCCCAGGAUUAGAAUUGGGAGCUUCACAGUAGUCUUGGCUUUUUGUCCACAACCUCUUGAAAGGGGCUUAACUAGAUAUGUUGACUGGUCCCUGCAAAAAGGGGCAAUGUCUGAGCAUUUCUGCCCCCUUGACUGCUUCCUUGGUCAUGUCCAAGUGCAUAUGUACAGUCUCUGCUUUAACUGGUAAUCUUAAAUAUUUUAUCCGAGGCAUGGCAUUGAUGACUGUAGCUCAUGAUUUUUUUUGUCUACGGGUGUCUAUUGUAAGGAAAUGGGUUCUUCCUGAAGAGCUUGCCAGUGUACACCAGCCCCUUGUGAUUUUUUUUGGUUUUAUUUUAUUUUUAUCACUGCCUGUCUGUUGGUUUGAUUUUCAGUUUGAUUGGUGUUGGCUUGAUUCUUGCUCAUUCGGAGGUAUUUGAUUGUAACGUGGUCAUUUUUUAUUAAACUUUCUUACAAUUAUUUA
This is a messenger RNA of Engraulis encrasicolus (European anchovy), 1695 nucleotides long. RefSeq names its product serine and arginine rich splicing factor 6a (gene srsf6a). Bases 78 to 1247 code for a protein of 389 amino acids. NCBI's taxonomy places the organism in Eukaryota, Metazoa, Chordata, Actinopteri, Clupeiformes, Engraulidae. The record is from RefSeq and is a predicted model, not a curated record. The transcript is spliced from 6 exons. Gene Ontology annotation, molecular function: RNA binding.